AUGAAAUCGAGGCUUCAAAAUGGAAAUUAUUUUUUGAAUAAAGAUUUCGCCUAUUAUCAUAGACCAUAAAUACCUGUAACAAUCCAAUCAAAAUCAGCUAUUGAAAUUAAACCGAUUCCCUAGCCCAGCAACUAUCUAAAGAAACAGAAAACUAUUCACUAUUAUGAUCAAUACAAAUUUGAAUAAUAUACAUCUGCUAAAACUAAACUCUAUGAUUUGCUAAGCUUAAGAUAAAGUAAUUAUAAUCGAUCAUUCAAGCUAAUAGGACACCAAUUCAAAGAAGAAGACAACCUGAAUCCUCUCUUAUAGUUAAAAGGAAUCCAGAGAUUUUCACAUCAGUUGUUGAAAUGAACGAUAUCAAACAAAAGGUCAAAACUGUCAGUCAAGAAUGUCCAAGAACCUAAUAAAAAAUUACAAUGGUUCAACACUCAGCAUAAUUAGCGAGCACACAAAAAAGAAAUCAUAACCAUUCGAAAUCUACCAAUAACAAUAAUACCUCGACUCCGAUACUCAAUAAAACAGUCUCUCAAUUUCAAUGUUUCACUCCUCUAACAAAUUCAAAAAACAAUGCAUAAUCAGACCUUAUGCAGAGAAUCAAAUAACAAAAAUUAGAAAGUCUAAUCAAUCUUAUUAUCAACAAUCAACUUAAUAAUAUUGUGCAUGGCUUCACACUCAUUAAGAAUACUGCUCCUCUACUUCCUUACAUCAAGGAUUUGGAAAGAAGAAAAGCCGAAUUCAAAUAGAAAAGAUUUCAAAUUAAAUUAAUCAGAAUUAAAUGA
Molecule: messenger RNA, 779 nt
Organism: Paramecium octaurelia
Lineage: Eukaryota; Ciliophora; Oligohymenophorea; Peniculida; Parameciidae
Source: the annotation of a GenBank genome assembly